AUGUCGACACCGUGUUACCCGAGUACCUCAAGUCAACCAUGUUGGGUAGUUAACCGUAACCGGUGGCGUUACACGACAUUCUCGAAUACGAUCCCCGUAUUCAUCCACUCCUCCUUCAACGCUGAUGCGACCAUUCUCCGUUGCUGCCAAUUCAACAUAAAGGGAACUUCGUGUGUUCCGAAAAAGCAAAGUCGAAACUUUGCAGAGAAACAAAUUCAGGCUCAUAAUACGACAAACAAAGAGAAGAGUCAGGCGAAUAGGUCGAAUUGCAACGAAAAAACCAACAUUUUGUUCCGACAUUGUGAGAAGGCCAUUGGUGUGGAUUUCCUAUGCUUUCAUGCAGAAUUCUUAUAUGCCAGUAGUCGUUGUCUAUACGAUGGUUACGAGAGAAUGUCUGCAAAUGUUACACGCCCCUUAUUCGACCAGAUGGAUUGCAAGUAUACUUGCUUCUGCGGAGCCACGCAUAUUCGUAAAGGGGCGCGAGCGGUAGCUGUGCUUCUCACUGUUUCCACAGCUAUCAACAUCUUCUUCAGCUUGACGAGGACAUCUACGGUUGCAGUUUACACGCUCAUGAUAUCUGCCUUUGCUGUCGUCGUGUUUGGGAGUUUACUAUAUGGAAUUUAUAAAGAAAUGAGGAUGUAUGUGGUACCUUACUUGGUCUUCCAGGUAAUAUCGGUUGGGAUCACUGUCAUGGUUCUUCUCUUGUUUAUCAUAGCAAUAGCAGCAAAAUCAAACAAGGUGAUUGAAUUAGCGAAAGACAUCGGAAGCGUGAACAUCCAUUUACCUCAAAAACAGCUCGAUUCAGCACUUGCGUCGUUCACAGUAGUAUUUAUUGUAACGCUAUGUUUGGGUGGACUCAUCCAAGUCUACUUUUUUGAGGUCGUUUAUUCAUUCUAUGGAUUUCUCCGUGAUCGCGAAAGCUCAUUCAAUUUCAAUUUCGAAGUUACACCUGCAAUAAGGCCUCUGGAAACCAUGUUUGGCUCAGUGGAUGAAGUUCCUCCACCAUAUCAGGAGCAGCAGUAA
Molecule: messenger RNA, 1023 nt
Organism: Necator americanus (New World hookworm)
Lineage: Eukaryota; Metazoa; Nematoda; Chromadorea; Rhabditida; Ancylostomatidae
Exons: 10
Coding region: 1-1023 (340 amino acids)
Cellular component (GO): lysosomal membrane
Source: RefSeq, a predicted model, not a curated record